This is a messenger RNA of Spea bombifrons (plains spadefoot toad), 2241 nucleotides long. RefSeq names its product kelch repeat and BTB domain containing 3 (gene KBTBD3). The transcript has 2 exons. Gene Ontology annotation, molecular function: protein binding. Bases 6 to 1829 code for a protein of 607 amino acids. Lineage: Eukaryota; Metazoa; Chordata; Amphibia; Anura; Pelobatidae. The record is from RefSeq and is a predicted model, not a curated record.
UCAAGAUGAAUUCCACCAGGGAAUCAUUUGGUAGAGUCACGUGCAAUGGGCUUUCUGAAGCCGAAAAGACGAUCUCUCUAGUGGCAGCAGACCACGGCCAGCAAAUAGUAAAUGUGCUGCAAAACUUCAGAGAGCAACAGAUUUUUUUUGACUUCAUCAUAAAUGUGAAGGAUGAGCUAAUGCCUUGUCAUCGUUGUGUGCUGGCAGCAAGCAGUGACUUUUUUAGGGCUAUGUUUGAAGUGAAUAUGAAAGAACGAGAUGGCGGGAGUGUAAACAUUAGCAAUUUAUCACCUAGCGCUGUAAAGGCAUUUCUUGAUUACGCGUACACAGGCAAAGCAGAAAUAACGGAGGGAAAUGUUGAUAUGCUCUUUCAGAUGGCAUCGUUUUUUCAAGUGGCCCUACUUUCCAAAGCAUGCAGUGACUUUUUAAUAAAAACUAUUGAUAUAAAUAAUUGUUUGCAGUUGCUGUCGAUAUCUGAAGGUUACGGCUCAACACGUUUGUUUGAUCGUGCCUUGGAAUUUACCCUGCAGAACUUCUCAUUACUAACUCAGUCUACCGAUUUCUUAGAAUUAAAUAUUAGUGUGCUGGAAAAAUGCCUGCAAGACGACGAUUUAUGUGUGUCGGAAGAAGAAUUUGUGUUGUCCGCAGUGCUUUCCUGGACCAAGCAUCAUUUGUACCAACGAGAGAAGUAUUUUCCUCAGCUAUUAAAUAAAGUUAGAUUACAUCACUUAUCUCAAUCCACGCUGCAAGACAUUCUACUCUCAGAGGAACAAUUAUUAAAAAGCACAAAUUGCUUUUCCACAAUCAAUUCUGCAAUGAAAAAAGUAGAACGUGCCGGUGGGCUUUUUCCAGACGCUCGGCUUUCGACAACAGAGAAGUACAUCUUUGUUCACAAGACUGCAGAAGAGGGAGGAACUCAGCAUACGUUCUGCUACGGGAUAAAAACUGAUAAGUGGCUACAGCUUCCGCAAAUUCAUAUUGUGGAUCUCCCAGGUUCAAGUUUAUCAAGCUAUGGAGAAAAGAUAUUCAUAACUGGAGGUUGUAAGGGGAAUUGUUGUAGGGCGGUGAGGCUUCAUAUAGCUGAGCCUUACCAUGAUGCCACUGACCAAACAUGGUGCUACUGUCCAGUGAGCAAUAAUUCUUCUUUGGUCCCUGCCAUGAAAAAGCCAAGAACGAUGCAUACGUCAGUUGUAGCGCUCAACCAAUUAUUUGUGAUCGGUGGAAAGACUCAAGGUGCGCAUGACAUUCGAAGCCUGCUAGAUGUGGAAUCUUACAAUCCUCUCAGUAAAGAAUGGAAAUCAGUAAGUACGUUGCCGAGAGGGAUCUACUACCCAGAAGCCAGCGCGUGCAAAAAUGUCAUUUACGUUCUAGGUUCUGAAGUUGAAAUCACGGAUGCUUUUAAUCCUUCACUUGACUGUUUCUUCAAGUAUAAUGCAGAUACAGAUCAAUGGAGUGAACUUGUAGCAGAGUUUGGGCAUUUCUUCCACGCAACCUUAAUCAAAGCCGUACCUGUCAAUAACACUUUGUACAUCUGCGAUCUUUCCACAUAUAAAGUGUAUAGUUUUUGCCCGGAGACUUGUGUUUGGAAGGGGGAAGGGUCUUUCGAAUGUGCAGGAUUUAAUGCAGGAGCAGUUGGAAUUGAAGAUAAAAUUUAUAUACUAGGAGGGGAUUAUGCACCUGAUGAAAUCACUGAUGAAGUUCAAGUUUACCAUAGCAACCGCUCGGAGUGGGAGGAAGUCUCUCCAAUGCCUCAAGCUUUAACAGAAUUUUAUUGUGAAGUAAUUCAGUUCAACAAGUGCAGGGAUCCAUGGGGUGUAAGCCAUUUGUAACUGUUUACCUCUCACAUGAUGAAGUUAUAUUUCUUUUUCUUAGACAUGUUGCCAUCAACAUCGUAGUCUCCUCCAUGACAGGAGGCUUCUGUCGAUCAGGGUAGGGUGACCUGUUUGUCUUUUACUGUAAACAACAAUUUCUAUAACAUUUCCUUCAAACAAUUAUGCGAGUCCAACUGUAUAUUAACACUGGGGGAAGGAGGGACACACUCUCUUUGGUCCAGAGUUGCUUUUCUUAAGCAAAAAACGUACCAUGUUGCCCCAUUUCAGGUCAACACUCACUGUUGCAUGGCUAGGGUUCCUCACUUGGUCCUGAUGUUCCAUUCUGGGGAGUACAAAUGAAUCUGGAGGCAGAUUACAUGGAAGAGACAUCUUCAACUCCAACCAUUGCCUUGAUCUUCUGGAAAGGAAA